GUCAUUUCUAUUCGCGACACCGAUUCUUUUUCCUCAAACGAUGUAAAAACACUUCUAUCUAUGCGUGUACCCUAAUUAGUCGGAUGAUCUCAGAGCUCGAAGUACGGGCCGAUAUGGAUCGAACAGAUAAUGGUAAACGUUUGUUAAAUUUCAAACGUGCUAAAUCAUUGAGUAACUAAAUCGUAAUUAAAACUUGUUAUCGCUCGGAAACUAUAAGCGAACGAUGCGUAUCUAAUCUUUAUAAGUAUAUUAUGCUGUUCUCUAAUUCUUGUAUACCGUUUGUUUCCAAACUUCGGCUCAGCAAAGUUCGGGCGAUGUGUAUGAAUAAACACGUUCUUUCACUCUCUCGCCUUUAAAGCUGUUUGUACACUGAUUCACGGUGAUAUUUAGAAACGUAAAAUUGCAUUUACGUCUGAAACUCGUCUCCACCGAUGGAAAGGUUCUAUCGUGGAAGAAACCGUAGCCGAAAAGAAUCUCGCGUUUCGAGUGAAAACGGAGAACCGUAUACAGCAUUUUUACGACGCGUAGGAACAGAGGUGUGCGUUUACGCGAGGGACCAACCGGCCGUAAAAUCUGAGUGAGGAAGAAGUUGGUCGACCACUGGUCGCCAAAUUGAAAUCUAUGGACGUAACUACCGAGCAAACUGAAUACCGAGGACGCUCGGUGUUUAUCUUCGGUAAGACAAACAUGUAAAAAAUGCCUUUGGGCAGAAUGUUGCGUAAUAACAGAGACUGAAUCGAGAAUAUGAAUCGCUUUCGAAAGUGUAUCGAAUACUAGAGAUCAGGAGAUCAUCGCGACGACGCGGUCGAAUCAGAAGUAGCUGAUAGGAAUUAAUCGAGGAAUUCGUAGACAUGUAGGUAGGCGAUUAUACAAUAUCGUCGAGCCAGAGCGUGUGCGCUCUUCGGUCGGACGUAUCUACGCGCGAAAACGCUGUCGUAUCUUCGAGUCUAGACGUAAACGCAGUCGAAAACGAAUCGAAAGGGUCGGGAGCUCGUCCUUAAAGAGGAUCGGCGUGGGCAAAGAGGGGCGAGGACAAAUCGAGCCGGUUUGGGAAAGGAGGAGACGAAGAGUAUAGCUUUGCUCCUACCUACGAGAGAACGGUGUAAGGUAAGGAGGAUCGUGUGUGCACGUAUACGCGACGCAGAGAGAACGACGUCCCACGCCGGCGGGGCGACACGCGGGUAAGAAAAGUAGGGAGUCGGAUCCGCGGCGUUCUCCAGGCACGAACGUGGCAAUGGUAGCGAAGGAGAGGAACGGUGUAUCGUGUGGUCACUAGGGCCAGCGAGCCAUCGCCGAUGCCACAUCGACUCGCGGUACCGAACCGUGAACAUCGGUUCAACAGUUCUCACGCAUCACGGCAACCGAGACACACGCGAUCCGAUACGAGAAGCGCGAGUAGAAUCUUGUCGGAACUCUGACACCUCAAGGACGAGGAGUAGAAACGUUCGUGAACGGACGGCCGGUCGAGCUGUCGUCCCGGUUUCGGAGUCUAGUGUCACUCGUUUGUUUUUUCGAGGCAAUCACAGUGCGCGAGUUUAGUUCCGAUAUUUUUUCUCUUCGCAUGAGACGAGUGAACGAAAAUGACGAAUAGAAAGAAGGGUGGGAGAGGCAAAGAAGUCGCUACGACUUCUUCGACCUCUUCGGACGCGACCCGAGUGGUCGAGACGGUGGAAGUGGUGUCGACGAGCGUCGUCGAGGAGGCGAGACAGGUUGUAGAGAGCGAAUCCAGCAGCAGCGUCGUCGAAAUGAUCAGCGCGAGCCGUGAAGUAGUCAUGGAUUCGAUGGGUAACGUGCUCGAGGUCGUCGAGACUUCUCCACGGACCGUGGGUCAGACUUCCAGGUAUAAAAGUGGGAAGAGUUCCCAAGAAUUUCUGACCGAGGAACGGUCGCAGUCCUUGAAACAAGACGAAAUACUCCGCGAGGGCUUACGAAAAGAUUUAAAAGGGGAAACGUCGAAAAAAUCGACGUCCUCCAGCAUGGUCGUAGAGACCUCGUCCGUCGGAGAUCAUCACGAUCAUUCGUCGACGGUCUCCAACGGAACCAUGAAUCAUCCGCGAGUUCAGACGUCGACAAAAUCCUACGAGAGCAGACAAGCCAGCGAGGAAACUCGCGAAGAAAGAACGACCGGUGGACAGACAGUGGCGAAGACCACGAAAAUCCACGAAUCGGGGGAGAAGAUGGAUGACAACGGAAUGGUGACAGCUUCACAGAGUCGCAGCGUGGAGGAUGAGACCAAGAUUUUACCAGACGCGGGUCGAGUCAAAUUUACGGACGACGUUAAAGUCGGUGAGAGUGCUGCGCUGAGCGGUGGAAGGACGGGCGUAACGAGCGAGAUCGUCGCGCGUCGCAACGAACGGCCCGCGUGGGACAGCACAUUCAUCGUAGAAAGUCCGAGCAAAGAGAAAAAGUCCGAAACCUCUCGAGUCGGCGUAGACGAGAAAUUGGAUCGGUUCGUCCAACGGGAGAGCGCGUCCAGCGUUGAAAUCUCUGAGAGCUCGUUCGUCGACCAGCGUACAUCGUCUUCGACGUUUCGCGACUAUGCGAACGUCGAGGUCUUCGAUCGAAACAUCCAACGCGAAUCUCGCUCAUCCAGCGACAGAAUCGAUCUUUCGGAAGACCAAAGACGGAUCACGAGCACGGGAUCGCGUUUCGCAAAGCCUGGAGAUUCCGCGUGGGAUGGAACGUUCAUCGUGGAAAGGACACCACCGAGGAAGACAAACGCUUCGGACGCCUCCGUGUUCCGGCAUGCCGGUUCGGACGACGUAAUCGAGUCGACGCAGAGAUCGGAUUCGAGGGUGACGAGCACGGAUGGAUCUUACGAAAAGAAGUCGUCGAACAUGGUCCACAUGGUGCAGGGCGCUACGGAUUCUUCCAGAUUCAUAUCGGAGGAACGUAGGGACGUCACCGAAGAAGUACGAAGUAGUAUCGAUGGGAAACCGAUCGACAGAACAGACGGUCCGAGAGACAGGACGUCUCCGACUCGGAAAAUCACGCGACCUGGAGAUUCCGCGUGGAACGGCCGAUUCGUGUACGAAAAGGGUUAUGACAGUGGCCAGAGAUCGGACGAGACGGUCGUCAGGAGGAGCGAGAAGCGGCACGACUCCGUAGAGGUGCAAGACGUUACCGAAGAGCAAAAUAUUUCGGAGUCCCGUUCGUCGUCGUACGUCGUCGAACACGCGACGUCGACCGACGAGAAGAAGACGACCGUGGAAAAAGUAUCGUCCGUCUCCGAAACGAUCUUCGAGGAGGACUCCGGUUCGCCUCGGAGACCGUCGAGCCCGGAGAAACCGGCGAAACGCGAUGGUACGUCGAGGUGUUACAAACUCGGUCAGUCAACGUGGGACGGUAGUUUCGUGUACGAGAAACAAGUCCCGGAACGUAAGAAAAAGGUCGACUCGCGAAGGCCGACCGAUACCGUCAUUAUUCGAGACGUAUCCGAAGAUAAUUCGAUUAACGAAACAGAGAUCUCGUCAACUUCUUACGUGGUCGAACAUUCCUCCAGUCGGCAGAGUUUCACCGACGUCAGAGAUUCGAGUUUAACGUCGGUUCACGAGACCGUUUACGACUCGCGAUCGGUGCAUCCGUCCAGCAGACCAGGAAGUCCGGAGAAGAUCAGAGGUAGCAGGCUCACCGAGUCUGGUUCGUCGACUUGGGACGGGACCUUCGUCAUGGAGAGAUCGCCGCAACAAGCCGAUGAACCGCGCCCCAAGUCAGCCCAGAUGCCACAGAGAUCCAGCGAGCAUAUCAGCGAUACCACGUUGGACAUUCGUGAUCGACAGGUAUCGAGCACCUCGGACUCGACCGUCCUACGGCAAUCUGCGACAACGCACGAAAGUCAUACCGAUUCGAGCAUGGAUCAUUCCACGAGUUCCGUAGAGACCGUGAUCGUACGUGACGGAGUCCCGGUAAAAGAGCCCGUGACGAUCAAGCAGAGUCCGAAGAGUCCAGAGAAGAAGGGUCCGGAACUAAAAAGAUCCAGCGGUCCUGAGAAGGACAGAUCCGUUCGACCAUCGAAACCGGGCGCGUCUACGUGGGACGGAUCGUUCGUGUAUGAGAAACCGACUGAAAAACGUGUCACGAUCCGUACAGACGACAGCGAGCACCCGAAAGACGAACGGUCGACUCACGUCACCGAAAAGUCGAUCACUCUUUCGGACACUGCCAGAGAAACCUCGGAAUUCCGUACCUCAACCACACUCGAACACACGUUAGUGUCGGACUUGUCGAAGGUGUCCGAAACGAUCGUUCGCGGAGACGAUGAAAAGACUGUAAAAUUCGAGAGAAAAGAGUCACCCGCCGAGAAACGGCCUGAGAAACAACCUGAGAAACCGAAGAGUCCCGAGAAGAGUCCGGCAGACAGAUCCGUCAGACCAACGAAACCAGGUGCCUCGACUUGGGACGGAUCCUUCACGUACGAAAAACCGCAGGAGCGGAAGAAGGAACCGGGCCGUAAAACAGGACGAAAGGAAUCUCCUGGGGACGAGCCGAGCGGUUCUCCAAUGCCGAAAGAUGCCACGAGAAUCUCGAUCGUAAAACGCGACUCGAAGGACGCGCGCGACACUAAAGAUAUCACAGAGAUCUCAGUGGUGAAACACGACGUAAUGGAUACGCGAGAUACGAAGGACGUCAGGAAAAUGUCGAUGAGAAAAGACGAAGAGGACGUCCGUGAUACGACAAAAGUUUCGGAGUUCAAACGCGACGCGGAAGAUAUAAAAGAUACCAUAGAAAUUUCAGUGGCGACACACGACGUAAAGGACAUACGAGACUUGAAGGACACCGAAACGAUUCGAACUUCUUACGCGAUUGACCGAUCCAGCAUCCUGCAGGACGUGGAGGAGCGUGUCAUCAGCGAGUACACAAUGGACACGCGCGAAGAUUUGAGAAAUGUUACUGAGUCAACGAGCGAGUUCAUCCACGAAGAGGCGACCAGCAUGGUAGCGCGAGAUGUCGUCGACGAGCGGUUCGACGGAUACCCGACGAUUCCCAAAACGUCGGCGGAUUCCCCGAGGAAGGAGUCACCGGACCGUCCCGGACAUCCCCGAGGAAUCCCUGGACUGCGGGAGGACGAUCGACCGAAAUCUAUUCCGGCUGCUGGAAAGCCGAGUCGACCUCCCCCGCAGCGGGAACGGAGUCCCGCAGGGACGAAAAGACCCACGAGCGGCAGUAGGCCACGGUCCCCGGAAAAGACUCGCGAUUACGUCGCCCCGAAGAAGCCGUUACCCGCGGCGGGGAAACCGAGUCGCCCGGAGGAGAGGCCUGGCAAGGCGCCACGACCCGAGGAAACGACGACCGAUGGACAGCCUGGUAGAUUCGAAGAGAGGCCGAGGAAGGGAGAUCAAACGCCUGACUCUCUCGACGAUGACGAUACUCAGGCUGCGAGAUUCCCCGAUGUACUGUCAAAGAUACCUCUCAAGGAACAGUGCAUCUGCGAACUGUGCACCUGCGGGAGACAUCGUUGUCCUCACGAUCUCCCCCAGGAUCAUCUGGAGAUCCCGCGGGAACCGGUGCACGCGGUCACCUCUUAUCGCGAGGAAUUUGACGAGAAACGCGUCGACAGGCAAACGGUUUAUCGUCAUGAGGACCACCUUCGGAUGGAAGGGGAAUUCGUCGGCGAGAGGCGAACGGAUUUCAUCGCGACUAAGGGCGAAAGGGCGCCGGUGAGAAGACCGGAGGACAAUCUCAAGCCCGAAGGUGAGUUUCUGGGCAGACCGAAAGAAGAAGCGCCGAAACAUGGGGACAGAGCACCGGUCAGAAGACCACGAGAUAAUCUCAGACCGGAGGGCGAAUUCGAUGGUACGACUACCACGGAGCUUUUUUACACCGGAACACCCGGCGAACGACCUGAACCGGUGCGUCGUAAUACCUAUACGAAGGUCGAAGGAGAAUUCUUCGAUGCCACCACGACGAGAUCCGAGUACGUCGAUCAUCAGACUGUACAACGAGCCGAGAUCGUUAAACGUACGGACAACCUCACGGUGGGAGAGGGUGAAUUCACGGGUACCUCUCGUAUCAAGGAGGACUUCCACACCUACGAUGUCGUCGCGAGGGAGCCUCGACGACGACUUACUUAUACCGAGGAGGACGACUAUCGGUUCUACGAUAAAACUGACAUCAUGGAAAGCACCACGACCACCCAGGAGGAAUAUCGCAGUUUCGACCAGACGGAUUACAGAAGCACUGCCGUGAUCAGACGGGAUGACAACUUGAAAAUCGAGGGACCGUUCGAUGGUGUGCCCCAAACGAAAGACGAUUACAUCGUGCCGGCGAUAACUAGGAGACCGGAACCGCAGAGGCCUAAGGACAACUUGAAACCGGAAGGUCCGUUCGAAGGAAGGCCCAAAGACGAUUACAAACCGACUAGAGGAGAAAGAGCUGACGUUAAAAGACCGGAGGAUAACUUGAGACCCGAAGGACCGUUCGAGGGACGACCAAAGGAUGACUUUUCUCCGAAGAGAGCCGAACGUCCCGAAGUUAAGAGACCUCAGGACAAUCUGAGACCGGAGGGACCGUUCGAAGGAAGGCCAAAAGAUGAUUACAAACCAACCAGAGGCGAGAGAGCUGACGUGAAACGACCUGAGGACAACUUGAGACCGGAGGGACCCUUCGAAGGAAGGCCAAAAGACGAUUACAAACCGACUAGAGGAGAACGGGCUGACGUUAAAAGACCGGAGGACAACUUGAGACCCGAAGGACCGUUCGAGGGACGACCGAAAGAUGACUUCUCUCCGAAGAGAGCCGAACGUCCCGAAGUAAAGAGACCUCAGGAUAAUUUGUAUCCCGAAGGUGACUUCGAGAGGCCAGAGAAGCCGGUGUUUGGUCCUGUGGAAAGGCGCACGCCGAUCAAACACGCUGACAAUCUUCGUCCCGAAGGAGACUUCGAUCGACCUGAUCGCGAAGAGUACCGGCCAGCGGAGAGGCCCGAGGUAAAGAAGCCUAAAGAUAAUUUAAGACCAGAAGGCGACUUUGAACGUCCUUCGCCCGAGAAGUUCGGCCCCUCGGAACGUCGAACGCCUAUCAAGCAUCCGGAUAAUUUAAAGCCCGAAGGAGAAUUCGUCGGAAGGCCGAAGGACGACUUUACUCCCACGAAGGGCGACAGGGCGGUCGUUAAAAGGCCGGAGGACAAUCUGAGACCGGAAGGUACGUUCGAAGGCCGUCCAAAGGAUGACUAUGGACCGGUACGCGGAGAACGAGUCGACGUUGUUAAGAGAACGGAUAAUCUCCGAAUGGAGGGACAGAUAGAGACGUAUAGAUCCAGAGACGAAUAUACGGAAUUCCUGAUUCACGAGAGAGCAGAGGUGACGAAGUACCAAGAUAAUUUGCGUAUGGAAGGAGAAUUCGUCGAUAUGAGAACCAGGGAUGAUUACAAGGUAGUGAAAGGCGAAAGGGUCGAGACGAUCAGACAUCCCGACAAUCUAAAACCGGAGGGUCCGUUCGAAGGCCGCCCUAAGGACGACUACGUUCCGAAACGCGGUGAGAGAGCAGAAAUUAAGAAACCGGAAGAUAACUUAAAACCAGAAGGAGAAUUUAUCGGCAGACCUAAAGAAGAAGCGCCUAAGCACGGUGAAAGAUCUCCGGUGAAGAAGCCGAAAGACAAUCUGCGACCCGAGGGAGAAAUCGAAAUCCCCGAGAAGCAUGUCUUCGGUCCCGCAGAGAAAAGAACGCCUAUCAAACACGCGGAUAAUUUGAAACCGGAAGGGGAAUUCGAACGUCCUACACCAGAAGAAUUUAGACCUGCCGAGAGACCUAUCGUUAAGAGACCGACAGACAAUCUGAAACCAGAAGGCGAAUUCGAGUAUCCGGAGAAGAAACCUGUUGGACCGAGUGAGCGACGUACUCCGAUCAAGCACGCAGAUAAUUUGCGACCGGAAGGCGAUUUCGAGAAACGCAAGCCGGACGAAUUCAGACCGGCCGAGAAACCAGUCGUUAAGAGACCAGAGGACAAUCUUUAUCCGGAAGGUGAAUUCGAAUAUCCGGAGAAAAAACCUGUCGGCCCAAGUGAGAGACGAACUCCGAUCAAACACGCUGAUAAUUUACGUCCAGAAGGCGAUUUCGAGAAACGCAAGCCGGACGAAUUUAGGCCGGCCGAGAGACCAGUCGUUGUAAAGCCGCAAGACAAUCUGAAACCCGAAGGAGAGUUCGUUGGACGUCCCAAAGAAGAGGCGCCGCGAAAGGGAGAACGUGCAGACGUUAAGAGGCCACAAGAUAAUCUCUAUCCCGAAGGUGAAUUCGAUUAUCCGGACAAGAAACCCGUCGGUCCUGGUGAACGACGAACUCCGAUCAAACACGCAGACAACUUGCGACCGGAAGGCGAUUUCGAGAAACGCAAGCCAGACGAAUUCAGACCAGCCGAGAGACCAGUCGUUAAAAGACCAGAGGACAAUCUCUAUCCCGAAGGUGAAUUCGACUAUCCGGAGAAGAAACCUGUCGGUCCAGGUGAGAGACGAACUCCAAUCAAACACGCAGACAGUUGACGUCCAGAAGGUGAUUUCGAGAAACGUACGCCGGACGAAUUCAGACCGGCUGAGAGACCAAUCGUUAAAAGACCAGAGGACAAUCUCUAUCCCGAAGGUGAAUUCGACUAUCCGGAGAAGAAACCUGUCGGUCCAGGUGAGAGACGAACUCCAAUCAAACACGCAGACAGUUGACGUCCAGAAGGUGAUUUCGAGAAACGUACGCCGGACGAAUUCAGACCGGCUGAGAGACCAAUCGUUAAAAGACCAGAGGACAAUCUCUAUCCCGAAGGUGAAUUCGACUAUCCGGAGAAGAAACCUGUCGGUCCAGGUGAGAGACGAACUCCAAUCAAACACGCAGACAGUUGACGUCCAGAAGGUGAUUUCGAGAAACGUACGCCGGACGAAUUCAGACCGGCUGAGAGACCAAUCGUUAAAAGACCAGAGGACAAUCUCUAUCCCGAAGGUGAAUUCGAUUAUCCGGAGAAGAAACCUGUUGGACCGAGUGAACGACGAACUCCGAUCAAACAUGCUGACAAUUUACGUCCAGAAGGCGAUUUCGAGAAACGCAAGCCGGACGAAUUUAAACCGGCCGAGAGACCAAUCGUUAAAAAACCAGAGGACAAUCUCUAUCCCGAAGGUGAAUUCGAAUAUCCGGAGAAGAAACCCGUCGGCCCAGGUGAGAGACGAACUCCGAUUAAGCAUACUGACAAUUUACGUCCAGAAGGCGAUUUCGCGAAACGCAAGCCGGACGAAUUCAGACCGGCCGAGAGACCAGUUGUUAAAAAACCAGAGGAUAAUCUUUACCCCGAGGGUGAAUUUGAGUAUCCAGAGAAGAAGCCUGUCGGUCCUGGUGAACGACGAACUCCGAUCAAGCACGCAGACAACUUGCGACCGGAAGGCGAUUUCGAGAAACGCAAGCCAGACGAAUUCAGACCAGCCGAGAGACCAGUCGUUAAAAGACCAGAGGACAAUCUCUAUCCAGAAGGUGAAUUCGAGUAUCCAGACAAGAAACCCGUCGGUCCUGGUGAACGACGAACUCCGAUCAAACACGAAGACAACUUGCGUCCAGAAGGCGAUUUCGAGAGACGCAAGCCGGACGAAUUCAGACCAGCCGAGAGACCAAUCGUUAAAAGACCAGAGGACAAUCUGUAUCCCGAAGGUGAAUUUGAUUAUCCGGAGAAAAAACCUGUCGGUCCAGGUGAGAGACGAACUCCGAUCAAGCACGCUGACAAUUUACGUCCAGAAGGCGAUUUCGAGAAACGCAAGCCGGACGAAUUUAAACCGGCCGAAAGACCAGUCGUUGUAAAACCGCGAGAUAAUUUGAAACCCGAAGGAGAGUUCGUUGGUCGUCCCAAGGAAGAGGCUCCGAAGCGUGGAGAACGUGCAGAUGUUAAGAGGCCACAGGACAAUCUCUAUCCCGAAGGUGAAUUCGAAAUACCGGAGAAGAAGCCCGUCGGUCCCGGUGAGCGACGUACUCCGAUCAAGCACGCAGAUAAUUUGCGACCGGAAGGUGAUUUCGAGAGACGCAAACCGGACGAAUUUACACCAGCCGAGAGACCAGUCGUUAAAAGGCCGCAAGAUAAUUUGAAACCCGAAGGAGACUUCGAGAGGCCCGAACCGAAAAAGAUCGGUCCAGGGGAGAAGAGGACUCCCAUUAAACAUCCGGAUAACUUGAAACCUGAAGGAGAGUUCGUCGGGAAACCGAAAGACGAAGCUCCGAAGCGUGGAGAACGCGCGGACGUGAAGAGACCGCGGGACAACUUGAAGCCCGAAGGUGAUUUCGAAAGGCCUGAGAAGUCCCCGACUAAACCCGCUGAGAGGCGAACGCCGAUCAAACAUCCGGAUAAUUUAAGGCCCGAAGGAGAAUUUGCUGGGAGACCGAAGGACGACUAUAAGCCUGUUCGAGGCGAAAGAGCGGAUGUUAAAAAACCGGAGGACAAUCUCAGACCCGAGGGUCCGUUCGAGGGACGUCCGAAAGACGAUUUCGUUCCUGUCCGUGGCGAGCGCGUAGACGUAGUGAAACGCGAAGACAAUUUACGAAUGGAAGGAAGCAUGGAGACGUACAGGUCCAGAGACGAGUACACGGAGUUCACGACUCGGGAAAGGGCAGAGGUCACGAGGUAUCGAGACAAUUUGCGAUUGGAGGGCGAGUUCACGGAUACUAGAACGAGAGACGAUUUCAAAGUAACGAAGGGUGAACGCGUCGAGAUUGUGAGACAUGAGGACAACUUGAGACCGGAAGGGCCGUUCGAAGCUCGUCCCAAGGACGAUUAUUCCCCGAAGAGAGCAGAAAGGCCGGAGAUCAAGAGGCCCGAAGACAAUCUUAAAACCGAGGGAGAGUUCGAGAGACCCGAGAAGAGACCCGUUGGUCCGGCCGAAAGACGUUCUCCUAUCAAACACGACGAUAAUUUAAGACCGGAAGGUGAAUUCAUCGGAAGGCCGAAGGAGCCGGUACCGAAGAAGGGAGAAAGAGCGGACGUGAAGAGGCCUAAAGACAAUUUGAAACCGGAAGGAACCUUCGAAAGGCCCGACAAGAAACCGGUUGGUCCCGCCGAGAGACGAAGUCCUAUCAAACAUCCGGACAAUCUGAAGCCCGAGGGAGAAUUCGUUGGUCGUCCCAGGGAAGAAGCUCCGUCGAAAGGGGAACGGGCGGACGUGACCAGACCAAAAGACAAUCUACGCCUCGAAGGCGAGUUCCAAACACCGGAGAAGUCUCCAGUGGGUCCGGCAGAGAGGAGAACUCCCAUCCGGCACGAAGACAACCUCCGCCCCGAAGGAGACUUCGUUGGCAGACCCAAGGACGAUUUUACACCGAAGCGAGCCGAUAGGCCUGUUCAGAAGAAGCCUAAGGACAAUCUGAAGCCCGAGGGCGAGUUUAUCGGUAAGCCUAAGGAGGAUUACGUGCCGACGAAGGGCGAGAGGACGGAGAUAGUCGUUCACAGGGAUAAUUUGAAAAUGGAAGGCGACAUCGACGUUCGUCGAUCGCGGGACGAUUACAAGACCGUGACCAAAAUCGAACGCGUCGAAGUCGUGAAGCACGAGGAUAAUUUAAGGAUGGAGGGUGAAUUCGUAGAUGUUCGAAGACGCGAUGACUACGCAGUGACUCGCGGAGAACGCAGCGAGAUCGUUAAGCACGAGGAUCAUCUCAGACUCGAAGGCGACUUCGAGGUUCCGGAGAAGAAACCCGUCGGUCCGGCGGAGAGGAGGACGCCCAUCAAGCAUCCUGAUAAUUUAAAACCCGAAGGGCAGUUCGCGCAACGGCCUAAGACGCCCACGCCGACCAAGGGCGAUCGAGUUCCCGUAAAGAAACCGAGGGAUAACUUGAAACCUGAAGGGGACUUCGAAAGACCGGUCAAAUCUCCCGUUGGUCCGGCGGAGAGACGCACGCCUAUUAAACAUCCCGACAAUUUACGUCCUGAAGGAGACUUCGCCGGACGACCGCGGCAGGACACGCCGACCAGAGGAGAACGCGCCGACGUGAAGAAGCCGAAGGACAAUUUGCGUCCUGAGGGAGAGUUCACGAAGCGAUCACCUCGGAAGGUCGGUCCAGCCGAGAAGCGAACGCCCAUUCGUCACGAGGACAAUCUUCAUCCGGAAGGAGAUAUGUACAUCGUGCCGAAGGACGACUUCACCCCGAAAAAAGGCGAACGUGCACCUGUUAAGAAGCCUCGGGACAAUUUGAGGCCGGAAGGUGAAAUGGACGUUAGUCCUAAGAACGAUUACGGAUACGUAAACGGUGAACGAAUGGAACUGCGACGUCAUGAAGAUAAUUUGAGAAUGGAAGGAGAGAUGGACGUUCGACGCUCGAGAGACGAUUACAAGAAGAUCACCAGAGUCGAACGAGUGAACGUUAAGAGGCACGAGGACAAUUUGAAAAUCGAAGGCGAAUUCACAGACGUUCGUCGCAGAGACGAUUACGUGCGAGUCAUCGGCGAGCGCACGCCGGUCAAGAAACAUCCCGAUAAUUUGCACCCGGAAGGGGACUUCGACAGACCGAUCAAAUCUCCCGGUGGUCCGGCGGAGAGACGCGCGCCUAUUAGACAUCCCGACAAUUUGCACCCCGAAGGAGACUUCGAGAGACCCACGAAGUCUCCUCCGGGACCGGGUGAAAGAAGGUCGCCCAUCAAACAUCCUGAUAAUUUGAAAUCGGAAGGAGAGUUCAUAGGAAGAUCCCGGAACGAUUUCACGACAACGAGAACAGACAGGAGCGAAAUUGUGCGCCGCGAGGACAAUUUGAAAACGUCGGGCCAAUUCCACGACGCGACUUCUCAAAGGUCCAGUUACACCGUGGUUCGUGGGGAACGGGCAGACAUCAAAAGACACGAGGACAAUCUGAAGAUCAGCACAGACGCUAUGGACACGAGGACGACGUCGAGAGAGAUGUUCACUCCCACGAAGAAAGCGGACUCGCCUACUGGCAGAAACGCCAGCCGCAGAUAUCAUACGGAAUCUUCGAUUUCUCUGGGCGACGACGUCUCUGCCGUGAGCAUGACUUCUCAACGGAAUUACGACACGUUCACGAAACGCACUGCCAAGGAAGUCGCUGCCAAAAUCAGCAGUAGCACUAGCAACAUGGAGUCUGACACCCGAAGAAGCGAGUCGAGAACUCUGGAGAACGGAACUACAGUCGCGAGGAAAUCGACCGGAGAGAGAAUCUCCUCUGCUCAGAAUGUUCAGUACCAAGCUCAUCGCGUUGCGCAUGACGGUCCCGGUGGUCCUCACACGGACUCUGGGAAGACCGUAACGACCGUUUUCAGUGACGAUCAACAGUCUCUGAACGAGCAACGUCAUCAUCGUCAUCAACAGCAGAGAACGCAUUCAAGCGAGCAGUAUUCGAGAUCUCAGAACGUGUCACGACGGAUCAUUGACGAGAGAUCGACCUCGGACGUUCAGAAUCAUCAACAGAGACAUCAUCACCAGGAAUCUAGUAAACGGGAUUACGUGAACACUCAACACGUGGAAUCUCGACAGAGUGCUACCAGGCAGAGGCAGCAACACGAACAGCAUACUAUUUCCAGUCAAUCUCGGUACGAUUCGAGUCAGGCGAGCAGCGCGGAGUUCAGACAAGCUAUCAGCGGUCAAUCGGUGGAAAGAUCGCAGACGGACUCUCAAGUGAAGAUCGGUCAUCACAGGAAGAACGUGAUCUCCUCGUCGGCGGACGUGACCAAUUCGGUUCUCCACAGACGAGGAGCCACGUCGUCCUCCACGGAAGCGCUUCACACGAUUUCGUCGACGGCCGCCGAUCAGAAGAAGAGCAUCUCGAACCUGGCGGAGACCGGCCGAUACAUCAGCAACUCCAGUCAGAGCAGCGACAGGCGCAGUCUGACCUCUUUGCAUCGCAGCACUAAAGAGGGAAACCCUUGGGCGUCCUCGACCUACGAGCGGCCACAGAGGAUUGUUAGACGGGACAAUCUGACGGUCGGUGGAGGGAAAUUCUAUUCGCACAGCGAGGCGAAGAGCUAUGGGAAUUUUUCCAGCCAGAAGGUGGAACGCGUCCAGCGACACGCGAAUGUGUCGCACAUCAGUCUGGGAGAUGGAACCGUGGUCAGCUCGAGCAUGUACAAGAAGGAGUACGCCCCUAGACACAAGGGACCCUGUCCAGCUUCCCUGAUCGAGGCGAAACAAACGCCUUUCAAACAUACCAGAGACACGCCUAAGCACAAGUUCUACAUGCCUGUCGUUUCGAAUUAAUCGACGGCCAGGUCAUUCUUUCUGCCAUAUGCUAUAACUUGUAUGACUGUGAUCACGAUCCAUGCUGAUCGGAAACGAAUCGAUCUAUCUCUAGCAAAAAUCCCUUCAUUUGAGAACAAGAUAUUUCGCAUUUCCAUCGAAUCGGUAGAGCCUAUAAAAAAUCACAAGCCGUGAUGGUGUUUAUUUUACAGAGGAUCGCUUUCGUCGAUGCUCGGAUGCGGCGAGCUACGCGAUCGAGCUUACGCUCAUAUCGCGCAGACGAAAGUAAUGAUUUAUGUUCGCAUUAAACCACGUGUAUUACAAAGCAAUAACUAGAGCUUAAAUCCGUGAUACCGACGAAUCCUUGGAUUCGAUCGAUGAUAAUUAGAAUAGGAUCUCCCUCCUUGAUCAGCUACGUUUAACUCUUUCUUCUCGUUUAUUAACUACGUUAUCGAAGAUUUAACACGAUAUAUGUUAACCCGUAUCGCCGUUCCGUGUAGGAACGUAUUAUCGUUUAUUUUGUUUUGCCCUUUUGUAUUUUUUUCAUUCGUUCGCUAACGAAGAAUAAAGAUGAUUUAUCCAGUCUUUUUGUUUCCCAUUAUUUCCCUCUUUCGUUAACGAGACCAAGUGCUGUUCAUAGAUGAAUGUGAACAACGAGAGCUCCAUGGACUCGACGGUUCUUUUAUUUUUAUCGAUCUGUUACUAACCGUAGAUUAAGGAUCACGACUCGAAUAUGUACGCUAGAUUUACGUAUCGUCGAGUGGAAGAUUACUAACGAAAAUUAUCACGCUGGCACUUACAGCGUCGAUGUAAAUACGUAUCCUGGAAAAUUCAACGACCCCUCGCACCAGUUACGAAGUUAGAAAAGUUUUGUACAGAGAAGAUUGAUGAGGAACGUCUCUCGAUCGAAACACCUAUAUAUGUACAUACGUCUGUUUAUGCUGUCAUCGUGCGUAGAUAAUAAACGAAGUAUUUUGUGUA
Messenger RNA from Ceratina calcarata, 15104 nucleotides. RefSeq names its product SAXO downstream of blistered (gene Sdb). The transcript is spliced from 6 exons. The record is from RefSeq and is a predicted model, not a curated record. Gene Ontology annotation, molecular function: microtubule binding. Gene Ontology annotation, cellular component: cytoskeleton; sperm flagellum; ciliary basal body. NCBI's taxonomy places the organism in Eukaryota, Metazoa, Arthropoda, Insecta, Hymenoptera, Apidae.